ACAUCACAUCUUGUGCUGUCUAUGAAGAUGAAAAUUAUUUGCAGUGAAACAGACAACAAAUUUUUGGAUUUUGAAAAUUUUAAUAGUGCAAAGCAAACCGACUUUGAUAGUGAAAAAAGGAUAGUUAUGGAUCCGGUUAAAAAAUCAAAAGUACUCACUGAAGUUGAGUUAAACAACAAUUCUCACAUAGAACCAGAAGAAGAAUAUGAAAAGAUCGAAGAAGGAGAAAGAGCAGAAUCUCUUCUCGAAGACGAAGAAAAGGACCAAAAAGAUAAAAAUGGGGCCAUCAUUUUUCCAUAUACAAUCAAAACGGAGGACAAGGUUGAACUUGCAAAAGGAACGAAUGUGUGGAUAUUAAAAACAGAUUUGCAGAGAAUUGAAGGAAAAUGCGAAUUUAUCCGUUGUGAUGAUAGGCACAGAACAAUGACACGUUUUUUGCUGCUUAAUCUGUUAGGUAGUCAAAACUUUAAAAAUAUGAGUGUUGGUGUUGGCGGAAGAAAUGGAAAAAUUUACAUUCCGCUACCAAAAGAAGUUUAUUCUGCCGUUCGAAGUUACGUGAUAAAGGACUGCAAGAAUUCAGUCUGUCAGACAACAAUACUGAAAUGUAACACUUACAGACAUUAUAUUGCCAACGUUUUUAAAAAUGCAAGACGAAACCCUGUUACAGAAAUUGUACGAGGACGAUAUACUGGAAGUAGAAAUAACGAAAUUAUGCCGACACCAAACGGGUUUUUGCCGAAUACGACCAAUUUGAAUCAAAUCGUAUUUCCCUAUAUGAUAUGGAAUGAGAAAAAGGUAGAAAUUAUACUACAGACAAAUGUAUGGAUCUACAAGGCAUUCUUGAAUAUUAUUAAGGAGACUUGGAGAAAUAAACAAAGCUUAAUGACACAAAAUCUUUUGCGACAUUUGCUUGGUCCUGAAAACAUGAAAUAUAUGACUCUUAAUGGAACGUGGGGAACUAUACCAAUGCCCAGCAUAGUGUACUUUGCAAUUCGCACAUUCGUGGUACAGAAUUGCACUCCAGACGCUCAGCUUUCGACAAUGGAAUUUGAAGACUGCAUAAAUGAUACUUUUGCAAAAUCAAGGGAAAAUUUACAACAAAUAGCUGUAGACAAAUCUACAAGUACCGCAAAAAUCAGUAGCAAAACCAUGCCUAAAAAGUACUUUCCAGCCAUUUCUCCAAACUAUUUCGGAAACAGCUUGACCAACAACUUCCAGGCUAAUUUCCCAUUUACUUCAGAAAUUCGAGAAUUAAAUAGUUUGAGUCAUAAUAAACCACAAAACGAUAUCAAACAUGAAAACAAGCGGCGAAAAUUAUCAUCAGAUAAUUACUUUGUUCCGCAAGGUUACAGUUUUCCGGAAGCUGAGUAUCAUUUACAACAGUAUGUGACUCCAGUGAACUUUGGUUAUACUCUUCCUCAUUAUCCUUUAAUAUAUUAUGAUAAUUUCUGGACGGACGUAGCAUCGUGGGCCUGGAGCAACUUCGAAUCCAGCGAGGGAUACUGUCGCUGCACACUGGAAGGGGAAGAGUACGCAGGUAACAGUGCGAGUCGGGCUAUGAUCUGUCGCUGCACGCUGGAAGGGGAAGAGUACGCAGGUAGCCGUUGA
This is a messenger RNA of Belonocnema kinseyi, 1608 nucleotides long. RefSeq lists its product as uncharacterized. The record is from RefSeq and is a predicted model, not a curated record. Bases 22 to 1608 code for a protein of 528 amino acids. Lineage: Eukaryota; Metazoa; Arthropoda; Insecta; Hymenoptera; Cynipidae. The transcript is spliced from 10 exons.